This is a messenger RNA of Passer montanus (Eurasian tree sparrow), 3902 nucleotides long. Its product is annotated as ankyrin repeat domain-containing protein 40-like. The transcript is spliced from 5 exons. The coding region runs from base 208 to 1590 and encodes 460 amino acids. Lineage: Eukaryota; Metazoa; Chordata; Aves; Passeriformes; Passeridae. Gene Ontology annotation, molecular function: protein binding. The record is from RefSeq and is a predicted model, not a curated record.
CUCUGUCACCCUUAAUGUAAAGGAGUUCUUCCUAGUGUUGAGGUGGAACAUUUUGUGUUUUAGUUUAUAGUCAUUGCCCCUCGUCCUGUCACUGGACACUAAUGAAAAGAGUCUGACAGCAUCCUCUGACACUCCCUGGAUAUAUUUAAAUGCAUUGAUGCGAUCCCCUCUCAGUCUUCUCCAGACCAAACAGGUCCAGCUCUCGCAAUGUCUGUGCAUCAGAGAGAUGCUCCAGACCCUCAUCAUCUUUGUGCCCUUCGCCGGACCCUCUCCAGUAGCUCCUUUUUUCCCGUGCUGAGGAGCCCAGAACCGCACCCAGAACUCCAGAACAAGGCUGCGCCGGGCCCGGGGCAGCGCCGCCCGCCCCGCUCUCAAGAUGGCGGCGCCCGUGAGGGCCGGAACGGGGCCCCGGGGCGGGCAGGGCCCGGCUCCGCCGCCUUGAGCCGCCCGGCCCCUCCCGACGGGCUCCCGCGCGGGGAGGAGGGGCCGCAGCCGGGCCCGGCCAUGAGCGGAGCAGCGGAGGCGCGGGAGCUGGAAGAGCGGCUGCGAGAGGCGGCGGCCCUGGGGGACGUGGCGGAGGUGCGGCGGCUGCUGGGCGCGGGGGCGGACAUCGACUCCCGCAACGAGAUCAAUGGCUGGACCUGCCUGCACUGGGCCUGUAAGCGGAACCAUGCUCAGGUGGUGUCCUGCCUGCUGGAGGCUGGUGCAGACAAGCAGAUCCUCACUGCCCAGGGAGAGCUGGCGGCACAGCUAACGUCGAAACCAGAUAUCCGCAAGAUCCUGGGAGAGGAACAAACUGAAUGUCAAGGAGUGAAGGAUUUAAAUUUAUCCAUUGUUGCGAACCACUUGGCCAACCCAUUCCCUAACAUUUACACCGAAGAAAGCAUUCAAGGCAGCUUGGCAGAAUCCCAGAAUGAAAGUGCUUCCAUCUCUUCUGCUUCCCAGAGUGAAACUAGCCCUUGUCCACCAGCAACUCAGGCUGAAAGCAUCUGCACACCCACGUCAUGCAGCAGCGGCGAGACUUUGCCAGCAGCGGAUGCAGCAGCCAGGCCAGCCCCUGUGCCCAACAUCACUGCAGCCACAGCGUGUGCCAGCCCAGGGAUGCCCCCUGGCUCCGGCGCACCCCCGGGGACAACCCCCAGCCUGGGACUCUGCUCCCCAGGAGUGCCUGGCCAGGCCUUGCCUCUGCAGCCUCACGCCUCCCCCAGCAGCCCUGCACCCGCCUUCCAGCCCUUCUUCUUCACUGGAACAUUCCCCUAUAACGUGCAAGAACUUGUACUCAAGGUCAGAGUCCAGAACGUGAGAGACAAUGACUUCAUUGAGAUUGAACUGGACAGACAAGAACUGACCUAUCAAGAUCUGCUCAGAGUGAGCUGCUGUGAGCUGGGUGUAAAUCCAGAGCAAGUAGAGAAGAUCAGAAAACUACCCAAUACACUUCUAAGAAACGACAAGGAUGUUGCCAGACUCCAGGACUUCCAAGAGCUGGAGCUGGUCCUUAUGAGAAGUGAGAGCUCUCCCUUCCGGAGCGCCGCGGCCGCACUGAUGGAGCGGCCGUGCUACAACAGCAGAGCAUCCAAGCUGACCUACUGACCCUGGGAGCUGCAGCUGCAGGGUCAACACCUGGCAGUGACAGCUGUCACUUAAGUGUGUGUAAAACCUUAAGUUAUUAUUAGGGUUACUAUUUUAACUAAUAUUUUAUAUUUAAUAUCCUGUUUGCUUUUAUUUUUUUACUUGAUACUGUAUUCAGGUAAGGGAUACCUCAUUUGUCCAGUAAAAACCACAGGUUUCUAGAGUAUUUCAAGGAAGUUUAUUGGUUGUAUCUGGCAGUGGGGGGCACAAAAGAUGCAAUUAUUGAUACAAAAAUUUUGUUAAGUACACCCAGUCUGACCAAGUAAGACUCAUGGAAAGAUUCAGGAAAUUGUGUGUCUCUGUGUGUACUUCCUCAUUAAAUUAAAGAGACACACAAUGGAUAGCUGCUCUCUAAAAAUGUGAAUGUGCAAGUCCUUAAUUUCUUGCCCCUCACAAACAUUGACCAAGAUGGGUUGUCUAGAAAUACUUAAUGCUCAGAAGUGGCAGGAGAAACCCUUUUACUGGGCUGAAAAUAACUGGAAUAAGCAUGUCUGUAUUUAAAUGUUCAUUUUCCCUGUGAGAAUAUUGUACCUCCACCAAAAAAUACAAAAGCCUCUCCUAAAUUUUCCUUUUGAGUUGGAAGUGCCCUUUCAAGAGAAAGCCCUUGUUUCAGAUGGGGAGGGACUCCCAAUCUGUGUCCAUGGUUUUAUUUACUUUCUGAUGGAUGUGAGCCUGUGAAUUACUCACACCAGGUGUCAGUAUUGUCAAGAUGGGAAAGCUCUCUGUGGUCCUUCCUUUACACCAGUUCCAAGGGGAUGGUUGUUUCUGCUGCAUGAGAAGCACAGCAGUGUCCUCAUGAGAGAGCACAGCUGGAAGGGACACAGAAUGCUUUAAUGGGCCACUAGAUGGGAAAAGCACCAUGAGCAAGUGACUGAUUUGUAACUUUACAUCCUGCAGUCUACGUCACUGUUACACAGCCUUUUUUCAGCCAGGUGAGUACUGACAGGGAUGAAUUGCAAAAAACCUCCAGGUUGCUUUCAACUUCCCCCCCUUCUUCAUGGGGAGUGAAAAAAACACAACUCUGGUAAAGCUACAAACUAUUUAAGCAAGUCAGUAAUGAAAAAAUUAAGUCACAGCAUUGCUGGAAUAUAAACAGCCUGAAGCUUUUCUUGAUGAACCUGACAGCCUGUAAAGUUAUACUUCUGGAGGCUGUUUUCUUUUUUGCCAAAAACUACGAUGCUGACCUUUGCACCAAAACCCUUCAUUGGGUCCUGAGCAGGUGGACAGGUGAGGGACUUGCUUUUUCUCCCCUCUGUUCCCCCCUCCCCCCCACUCCCAAACUAUUGAUUUCCCUUCCAUCUCUGCUUUAUGAAGCUGCACUAGGCAGAGUUUCUGCACAGCUGAUGGAUGCUGGACUUUGUUGUUUGAUCUGCACUGCUAUGUUGACAAACUAUAAAUAGUACAGCACCAUGUUCUAGUAGAAGCAGCAUGGCUGCUGCACACCAAGAGGAAACAGAAACCCCUUCUGCCAGCAGAGGAGAUACUUGACUCUGGGCUCAGGAUUUCACCAAGUUACUUAGGCUUAAAAUUCUUGCUUACUUCAGUCAAAAUAAUUAUCAUCCUUUCCUCCAUGUUCCACACCCAUCACCUCAAUCUUACUAACUUCCCAUUCUCAAUCCUGGUUUUUCUCCAGCCAGAAGCUGAGCUAUUUUAAUGCCAGAUUCAACUCCUGGGAAGCUCAAGACUGUGACACAGUAUAAACGAAAACUUAGAAGACAGGGAAGAAAGUUCUAUUUUAACAAUUGUGUAUUUACCCCUCCAGCAUAGCUUGGGGGCUAGCUCAGAUUAUGUGCAAUAACUGUGUGAAAAACAGUAGUGGUUAAAUGUUUAAAAAUUAGUAAGAGUAUCUAAUUUGUUUCCAGUUCCUUUAUUUAGGAAGUCAGUGUAAGGACUGUCUCCACUAAUUACUGAGCAUUCUGCUAGAGGGCAGCUGGUUUAAAAAGCUUUAUUUCUCUAGUUUCCACCAAGAAUAACAGUAAAUGUGUUAAGAUUUAAAUGCUUCUUACAAUUUGACUGUACUAACAGUAUAUCUAUGCAUUCAGAGAAGUAUUUUUGUAUGUUUUAUGCAGUUUGAUAAACUCUAAGGCACACUAGUUAUGUUAAAUGGUUUUUGUUGGGCUUUUUCUUUGAACAAUGAACUGUUGGAAUAACAACUGAGAUAAAGUUUACAAAACUUACUGUUCUUCCAAGGACGCCUUUUGUUUGCACUACAAACUUGUGCUGAACUGACACUGCUACUCUUCACUUAUAAUAAAGUAUCAGUCAUUUCAAGU